Molecule: messenger RNA, 2667 nt
Organism: Opisthorchis viverrini
Lineage: Eukaryota; Metazoa; Platyhelminthes; Trematoda; Opisthorchiida; Opisthorchiidae
Exons: 11
Coding region: 25-1938 (637 amino acids)
Biological process (GO): protein phosphorylation; signal transduction
Cellular component (GO): cytoplasm
Molecular function (GO): ATP binding; protein serine/threonine kinase activity
Source: RefSeq, a predicted model, not a curated record
UUGACUCGCGCGUCAUGUUUGCCGAUGUCGGUUCAAGCUAAGGAUUAUUCCAUAUCGGACAGCCUGCAUGGCUCGGUGUCAAAAAUACCCAGAUUGCUGCGUGAAUCCACAUUUCGGAAUUUUGACGGGACAUCGGAGCAAGGCGAGGUCAUUGUGGAUGCGGUCCAUGUCCCCUCGGGUGCAACGGCGCGCAUUAGCUAUGGAAACGUGAAGGUGAUCGGCACCGGUUCUUUUGGAGUAGUCUACUCGGCGACUCUGUGCGUUGGCGAGGAUCGAGAAGUUGCAAUCAAAAAAGUGCUCCAGGACGAACGAUACAAGAAUCGAGAAUUACAAAUAUUGAAAGAAAUGCACCACACAAACGUUGUGACUUUGUACUAUUACUUUUAUUCCGUUUCCUCAUCGGUGAGCCUCAUUUUGGAAGUUCUUACACUUACUAUUUUUAUUCAGAAACCAAAUGAGACCUACCUGAAUCUUGUCCAAGAAUUCAUACCGCAAACUCUUAGUCGCUUAAUCAAACACUACUGGCGAAUACGACAGGUAAUACCUCUGGCUCUGGUCAAAUUGUACAGCUUCCAACUCAUCCGUGGCCUGGCCUAUAUUCACAGCCUAGAUGUCUGCCACCGGGACAUAAAGCCCCAGAACCUGCUCAUCAAUCCUGAAUCGGGUAUACUGAAAAUAUGUGACUUUGGCAGUGCCAAAAUCCUCAGUCCGACAGAGGCGAACGUGUCCUACAUUUGUUCGCGUUAUUAUCGGGCACCGGAGUUGAUUUUCGGCGCGACGCAUUACACCGUGCUGAUCGGUGCCGUUGGUGCUGUUCGCCUUCCUGGCUUUGGUCCAUGUGACCCUCCCUGUGCUCGGCUGGAGGCACCGAACGAUACGGCCGCUGGCCGGUAUCAUUCAUGCUGUCAGUUUGUGGCCAGACUAUCGGACUGGGUACCUUCGACGUUUAUUGCAGAUAUGUGGUCUGCUGGUUGUGUUAUCGGUGAGCUGCUUCUUGGUCGUCCCCCUCUUUCCCGUGGUUCAGGCGUGGAUCAGCUGGUGGAGAUCAUCAAAGUCUUGGGCACACCGACUCCCGAACAGAUUUUAGAGAUGAAUCCACAGUACAGUGAAUUCAAAUUUCCCAAUAUCAGUGGCUGUCCUUGGGAAAAGCUUAUCCGGCAUCGUACCAAUGACUCAGCCUUUUCCGUCCUCCGAAAGUUGCUGGUCUACAGUCCUCAGGUCCGUUCGAGUGCUGCCGAUAUACUGGCGGAUAGCUUUUUCGCAGAUUUGAUUUUCCCACCACCCGGUCAUCCACCCAAUGCCACAGGGCAUUUGCCCAGUGGCAAACCUGCACCGCAAUUUCCCACAGAAUUCACCGAAUCUGAGUUGUGCUAUCUUCCGCAGGACCUCGUCGCGCGUAUUCGAGCUUGCAAAGAGGCCGUAGCGGAGGCUGAACUUCGUUCAUCUAUAUCCCCCACCCGGGGCGAAACUGCUUCCGCGGGUCCUAACACACCUACCAAUCAUCGUGCAGCUAUCGGACGUUCUCGAACCUCUCACGAAGAGUCGUCUCGUUCAUCCCAUGCAGUGAAUUUCAACACUGCUAGCGCGCAUCCAAAUCCACCCCAGUCACGACUGAGCGCAGGUAGCGCGACGUCACGAACUCGUAACAUGCUGGCCUCCUCAGUCAUUGACAUGCGGACCAACUCGGGUUCGCGUCCACGACAAAAAAACCGACUGAGCGAGUCGAUAGAUCAGGCGAUCAUCACAACCAAUAUGCGUCCCAGCUAUACUGCCCGAGAUCGUUCCGCUUCGAUGCACUUAUCACAGUCUGUACAGGAAGUAAACGAACCAGGUCGCAGUGAUCGGCCUGCCUCUCGGAGGUCCAGUCGAGUUCAAAGCGUGUACAGUCGGCCUAGUCUUCACAACAACAAAUCAACUAACCGGUCUGGACAAGCUUGAACAAAUGUACAGAACAAACCUGCACACCGGAUCUCAUACCUCGUUCAUCAGUUCCAAUUCACUGCGGUCUUUCACAGAGUCACAGCCUAAGCGAUUUCUACACUCAUGUCAGGUUCGUCCUUUUCACUCUCCGGUCUCUUCUUUGUCUCAAGAUGUAUCGUCGAUCCGAACCCUACUCGCCUCACCUAUCCCCAUGUCUUUUGUGAAUACACGACCCGAUUUCGUCUUCCUCCUCCUUUUUAUACUCCACUGUUUCCUUUCCGUCUUUUGCUGUUUGUGUGAGAGUCGAUCGAUCCCCUGGGAAUCUCCUAAUCCUUCACGUCAGAAUUCCGCUCAACCGACGCUUCAGAACAGGAACGCCAACCAACGGCAUGUAUGAACCAUUGAGAGGAUUUUUUUUGUUACUCUCCCGCACCUUUGUACAGUGAUAUCGUCCACAUCCACCUAUAUCAUUUGUUCUAUCCCUGUCUUCGUUUUAUCGCCCAAAAUCCGUUCUUCUAACAUCCGUAAGCAGCAGUUGGUGUAUUCGUUCCAUACCCAUCUACCUCUCUUCAUUCAUUCUUACCUUCUCUUAGGUUGGUUUACUUGAUUUAUGCCACCUUGUCGUUUUUAUAUCAUUUCGUUCCUGUGGCAAUUCUUCAAUCGAUUCCCGACUGGAUAUUAUUGCCUGUGUCUCUCCAGCUCCUUCUAUCUUGCUGUGUAUAUUUCGCAUCGAAUUUUAUGUUACCA